CACAAAAAGAAUUAUUCAAAUUGCCCAAAUAAUGAGCUUAUUUCAAUAGAAGAGGUGCAAACUGGACACUCAUAGUGGACCGGAGGAAGUACUAGCAAAGGAAAAAGAAAUCCUAAAUUUUCCGGGUGGCAACAUUUGGCAACWCGCGACGGGAAAAAGUUAACCCCCUCCUGAUUUAUCACAAACCUUUGCUCUUAAAUCUACUUCUUCAGUUUCUUCAGACUCGCUUAUUUUCUUGACACAGUCCUAUUGUAUCCUAUGGUGCGUACGAGUACUACGAGAUUCGCUACUCUGUACAAGACUGAAGACGUUACGAGUACUACAAAUCGGAAUUUCGGAAAGAAACCGAUACAGUGACUUACAUUACGUACAAGUUCCAUAAGUACGUGUCAGUACUUUACUUCUAAUUACUACUGGUAUCCGCAAACAAAUUUGCUGGACCUUUUUUCCUGUGAUCUUCGAUACAGUACUUCAAGGUGUUCUAACGAAGCUUUGCGUUUUACCUUGGCUUUGUUGCGACCUUGUUGCAGGCAUUACAUAUAAUAAAAGCGUCUAUUUGCGAGAAUUAUGAAUGCUUUGACGCUUUCAUCAGUGCUAUUCUCGUCCUCGCUGUUGCUGGUGGUUGCAAAUGCACUCGUCGCAUCAGGGAGGCCAACCAUCAGCAAGAAUGCUUUGUUGACACAACACGCUGGUYYUGGCGGAGGUAUUGUCUCCAACUUUUGGACUCGGAUACCACGAGGUGGAUCUGUUCGCAAUCGAAAACAAAAAUUGUUGCACGAAGGAACACCAUUAAUAUUCACUGCUGUUGCUGCUACCGAUGUCGACGAAAACUACAAGCCGAACGUUUUCCCCAAAGAGGACGAUGAGAAUACCUUUCUCGGAGAAAUAUUGAAAGCGAACUUUUUGUUUGAUGACUUCACCACAUACAAGAAUGCAGAAAAUGAUGAUAUGUCGGAAGUCAUCGCGUCCUUCGAAAAGUGCACCUACGACGAAGGGUAUUUGUUGUGCGAACAAGGAGAUACAGAAGAUACAGACUACAUGUAUGUCAUCGCCGAAGGUAGUUGUAAAAUUUCCAUCGAUGGUAAAAAACUUCCAAAGCCGUACGGAACGAUGGGUUCUGGUAGCUUGAUCGGAGAUUUGGCAAUGUUGCACGGAACCCCUCGAGCGGCCACAGUUCGCACUAUGACGCCUGUAACUCUUUUUCGAUUGCAUCGCAAUGAUUUCUAUCAUUUCUUAGAGAAAUUUUCUGGCAAGGUCAAGGACAAAAAUACAAAAUCAUUGGCAGUUUCAAGGAAAGAGGAAAURCAAAAACAGGUGAAAGAAAUCGAUCAUAUUAUUGAUCAAAUCAGCGGAGUGAAAUCGAAAUUUCAGGGAGAYAUCAUUCGUCAAUUUCAGCCGAAUCGUAGGUGGUUAUGGACGCGAUGGCGAGGAACCAUUAUGCAGCAUGCGUGGAAAUCGGCUCUAGGCAAUAUGGCCUUGAGUAUUUUCUUUAUGGUUGCUAUAAGAUUUGCAAGCGAUCAAUCRCUUACAUGGCCCAUCGGUAAGAGAAAUUAUUUCUACAACAGUAAUAAAUUGGUAUCAAACACGAAGUAGAAAUAUUGUUCUACAGGAUCUGAGAUGACAAUGUAUUGAAGACUGAGAAGUUCUCAACAUUUCCUCUUUACUUUACAUUAUAGGUGCCAUUCCCGAUCCGGAGCACCCUUUGAUUGUUCGAUUGAAAGGUUUGCACAAACUGUGGUGAGUAGCAAUCAGACUAAAAGUGCAUGUAGUUUCAAUCACAACUCAUUGAACUCCUCUCAACCAUAUCUUUUCUCACUGUAUAACAGGGGUUACACCAUGUCGAUCACAACGAUGAUCCUCUCCUUUUACCUGAAUAAGGCAUAUGGUUUGUGGCGUGAUAUUUACGUAAAGGGGAGAAUAAUACAAGGAAGACUAAAUGACAUCUCGAUGGUGUUGGGUAAGUCAUUUUCAUCUCGCUUGUUUUGAAUGAAUGGAUACUGGGGAUUACAUUGCCUCACAGUAACGAUGGAAUUUCCGGCCGUUUUCGUUUUGAUAAUAAACUUUGUUAACGUUAGCAUGUGCGGCUGAACGCGAUCCAAGAACAGGAAGAUUCACAGACAGAGCUAGUUCCAUGUUAGAGGAUGUUGCCAUGUCUUGCCGUUUGAGCCACGCUUUUUCCUGGGCGGGCUUCAUCAAACGCUUUAGUGUUUUGUUAACGCCCCCGGGUCUUAGUAGGAUGUUAAGUCGGGGCGUCAUGACACGUUCCCAAUACGAUACCUUAGUUCAUAUCCGUCCAAGCGAAUGUGCCCCGCAACACGUAACAUUGAUGUGGAUCAUGUCUCGGAUUUUUCAAGGUAUGAGAGAUGGAGUCAUUCCUGAUGACAACGCAACAAAAUCUGUGUUGAUGAAUAAAAUUUGCGAUAUUAGAGGCACUUUAGGAGGGUUGGGAGAUUCUCUCGACGCAAAGAUACCCCUGGCUUAUGCACAUUUGGUCCAGGUGAUGGUGGACGUCUUUCUAACGAUGGCACCAUUUGCUUUGUACUCUGAACUCGGAAUUUGGAGUGUUUUUGCCGUAGGGGUGUUGAAUAUUUUUUAUAGUGGGAUGAACGAUCUAUCCAAAAUCUUGCUCGAUCCGUUGGAUAAUUGCGAUGGAAGUUUUUAUCAAGAUUCCUCCAUGAAUAUGGAUGUCGGAGUCUUGAUUCGAGAAAGUAACGAUGGGUCGAAUCGAUGGAAAGCCGGGCUCCAGGAGCUCCCAUUUGAGUAUGGCUCAAAGUAAUUUUGAAAGAAGGAAAGAAAGAAUUCAGGUGGGCGUGAUCAUCGGARAAUAUUUCCAACCUAAAAGUUUAUGGCGAAAUUUACUACAGUGGGAAAUGARUUUUCACAUA
Messenger RNA from Pseudo-nitzschia multistriata, 2885 nucleotides. NCBI's taxonomy places the organism in Eukaryota, Bacillariophyta, Bacillariophyceae, Bacillariales, Bacillariaceae. The record is from the annotation of a GenBank genome assembly.